AUGUUCAAAGAACAAAGUCAAGAUCGGAAUAUUGAUGAUAUUGACUGUAAUAAUUCAACUUCUUCGAAUCGAUUGAUUAAAGCUAAAAUCAGUUCGGCGAUAUCAAAAUCAAAAAAAAUUAAUGUUACCAAUAAAAAAUUGACAAUGUAUUUCGAUAAAGUGGUCGGGACAUUAAGUAAUAUAUCUGAUAUUAAGAAAAAGUCUGAUGAAAUAAAUGUAUCACAGAAUGAAGAAAGAACUGAAUGUCAAAACACUGAAAGGCAACUUGAUAAUGAAACUAUCACGACUAAAUUUAGUAUUAGUGCUGUCACUACUAACAGUAAUAUUAGUAGUGUUGAUAGUUGUACUGAAAUUAAGAGUUAUGGUGAUAAUGAUAAUGCGUUUCACAAUCCGAUCAAGAAUGAAGCAACAAGUAAUCAUUGCCAACACCAACAUCAAAAUAAUCACCAUAAAAAUGAAAUUAAUGCAACAAAUGAGGAAAUUCCAGUUUCACCGAGUAGUCUCACAGGUCAAUCCAGUAGUUUUUCUCAUUUGAAUACAUCAUCUCCAAUGUCAUAUGGUGAUGAAAUGAAUUCCAUUCCUGUAACCAGUUCAAUAGAUGAUUUACUUAGUUUAGAUCAAUAUGAUCAAGAUGACAGUAUGUUGAAGGACUUUUCAUCACAAAAUCAGUAUUCCAUUGAUAGAACAAAUAAUUCAAGUUUGGAAAGAUGGUUAUCGCAAUCUGAAUUACUGAGGUGCAAUACAAGAGUAAAACAGCAUUUUCCAAGAGAUGGUUAUUUCUGGUCAGUCGCAUUAUUUAUCAAACUUGGUACGAAAUUAGUCCCCACUAGCCCAAAAGGUAAAACUAAUCCAUAUGUAAAAAUCAAGCACAAUGGAAGUGUUUUAGCUAGAAGUCGAAUGAUUCCAAAUAGUUGUAAUCCUAUAUGGGAUGAAAAAUUUUGGUUUCGUUUAUGGAGCUUAGAUACGCCAAUAGAGUUGAAGGUCUAUCAUCGUGAUCCAUUUAAAAAGGAUUCUUACAUUGGUCGGACGCAAUUCGGGCUAGUGGAUUUAGAUUUAGACAAAGAAUAUGAAUUUUUAUCAAAAUUAGAAAAUGAUCUCAAUAAAAGUAUGAAUUCAGGUGAAAUUAAAUUCUAUGUAACAUUAAGUGAAAUUAGUGAAACUUUUAUUGAUAAUUCAGAGUGUAAAAAAUUGAAAAAGAAAAUGAGAGAAGAAAAAUCUCGUGUAUUUGCUACGGAAUUCUCAUCACAAAUUCCUGCUACAACCACAUCAACGCUCACUCAAUCUGAUAAUUAUUCUGUAGCAGAAAAUAUCGAUGUACCAACUUUACGUUCAGGAAUUAUUAAUAAUUCAGUUACACGUUCUCAGCAAUAUAAUCCACAAUCUAAUCAAUCAAACCAUGAUUCAACAGAAAUCGUGGAUUUCAUAGAAGACUUACAAAACGAUGAUGGGCAACCAAAUUUUUCAAAACAAGGAGACAAAUCUUUACAAAAUCGUGUUGAAGACAACUGGACGGAACGAAAUCAAUCUCUACUACCUCAACCUAAAUGGCCGUAUAAUUUUUAUGAAGGUACUAGCCUAGAGUUGUACACUAGCAAAUGUCAAGGUGAUACGAAUGAAAGUAUUGAUAAACUAUAUACAUUGAAUAAUGAAAUACAAAUGGAGAGUUUGUUUCAACAAUCCCGUUUAAUAGUUACGUUGGUCGGUGCAAAAAAUUUAAAAGUUCGAACUAAACUAAAGAAUGUUGUUGCUGUCAGUGAGGCCGAUAGUUGUAAAGCACCACGUGGUCGAUCAACAAGAAGCCAUCCAGAUCAUACACUAAAUGGUUUGGAUGAAGAAAAAAACAAUUUACCUUGUCCAACAGUGUUUUUAACUGUUGGAACCAAAACACAUCAAAGUAAAGUUGUAAUGCAUACAAAAAAUCCAUUAUGGAAUGAACGAUUUGAAUUUCGUGUUCGUCCUGGAAUGAGAACAGUACUUCAGUGUGAAGUAUUUGAUGACUCACAUCAAAAUACCAAUCUGCUCGGUCGAUUUUAUUUAGAUUUUUCGAAAAUUGUCCUUGACUGGACAACAUGUUUCACACUGAAUAAUCAAGAUGGUCGAGGUCAUGGUGAAUUACAUAUUUUAGCUACAAUGACCGGAUUAUUUCCAAUUUCCAAUGCCACUAUUCCUAGAACAUUUUCAUCAGAUCAGUUAAAAUUAGAAACUGAUUCAAUUUAUGGUGAUUUGUCUAAAGAAUCUAUUUCGAAAAGCACAUUAGAUCAAAUAGCUGAAUAUUAUAAAAUUAGAAAUACACUUCGAAAAUGGUCAGAUGUCGGUUGGUUACAUAUUGUUGUAAAUCGAGCGUCUAAUUUGCCAGCAAAAGAUCGAAGUGGAAAAUCUAAUGUUUUCUGUGAAAUAAGACUUGUUAAUCGAGUUGUACGAACAUUCACAGCACAAAAGAAUGCUAAUCCUGCAUGGAAUCAAGCAUUUGUAUUUCCAAUUGAAGAUAUGUAUUCUGUUUUGGAAGUACAUGUCUAUGAAGAAGGCAAAGAGUCAUCUGAAUUAACAGGAUGUAUUUCAUUUCCGCUCAUACAACUUGUUAAUCGUAGACAGAAAUGGUAUGCAUUAAAAGACAAAUCAUUGACUACAUUAGCUAAAGGUUCUAUUCUACUACAGACUAUUAUUAUUUUCAAUCCUCUUAAAGCUUCAAUUCGUGCAUUAUAUCCUAAAGAAAAACGUCUAUUUGUUGAAGAUAGUAAAGUUAAACUACGGGAUUUUACAAAGAAGCAUUUACCUCUCUUACAACGCAAUAUUGAUCGUCUUACACCGUAUGUAGAUUAUAUAAAAAAAAGUGGACAAGCUUUUCAUAAACUUUAUGCAUGGGAAAGACCAUUUGUAUCAUUAAUCAGUUUGAUAACAUUUGAAUUGGCUGUUUUAUAUUUUCAACCAUAUAUGAUUGGUUUCCUCUUAGCUUUAUUUAUGAUCAUCAUGUUGAUUGUCCCAAGGAUAUAUUCCACUUCAUCAUUAUUAUUAUCUCCAACAUCAAUAAAUUUUCUUCGAUUUUCUAGAUCUAAAGAUUCAGAUAGUGAGGAGAAUGAAGACGAUGAAGACAUCAUUGAUCCAGAGAUUUAUGGUGACUACUCUGAUAUGGAUGAUGAAGAUGAAGCAAUUUUAAAGAGAAAAAAAGAUAAAAAAACUAGUUUAGCAGCAAAGUUAAAUAAGAUUCGUUCUGUACUCGGAACAUUGCAAGAUAUUGCUGAAUGGAUAACAUCAUUCUUCGAACGAUUGAAUUAUUUAUGCAGAUGGAGAUAUCCUUCUUUGAGUUGUUUAUUCUUGGUGACUAUUUUAAUGAUUUCAAUAAUGCUCUAUUUCAUACCUUUACGAUAUAUUAUUUUUGGAUAUACUCUGAAAAAGUUCACACGUAGAAUGCGCAAUCGACAAAGACCGUCUACUACAUUAUUUAUGGGUAUUUUAAAUAGAGUUCCUAGUAGAAUGGAGAAGAUUUAUUACAGAGAAUUAAGACCUUUAUCUACUCCACCAGCUGAAAUAAGACAAUCAAAUGUGUUAUCAACUACCAAGGUAGGAGGAGUACAAGGUUGUCCAGGAACGAAUGGUUAUCAAAGUAAUGUGGAAUGAUGCACAAAUAUUCCUGGAAUAUACAUAUACAUACAGACAUAUAUAUAUACAUAAUAUUAAACAUAGUAUUGACUUUAUUGAUUUUAUCAAUACUUCUUUUCUUUUAACCUUUUAUGACAUCAUCAAUCACUAUUUCACAGCUGACAGUAAUC
Molecule: messenger RNA, 3767 nt
Organism: Schistosoma intercalatum
Lineage: Eukaryota; Metazoa; Platyhelminthes; Trematoda; Strigeidida; Schistosomatidae
Source: the annotation of a GenBank genome assembly